UUUUUAGCCUUACAAGACUUGACAUUACUUUCCCAAUAUUCCCCUGUUCGACGACAGGAAGUCUUUAGCCUUAGUCAGCCAGGUGGGCACCCACACAACUGGACUGCAAUAUCAAGGGAGUGUUUGAGUCUGCUGAGUGAUCUGACCCAGAGGCUGAUCACACAGCAGGAAGCUGCAGCAGCAAAUGGGAGAGCAAAGCAGCCAGCAGGAGAGCUGAAAGUAUCUCCACAGACUCCAGGAGCUGCUGUGACAGAAGACAUGUCUUUCCAGUCACAGAGGUCUAAUAUUGUUCCCAGAGCCUCCAUGUCUUCACUGGUUAAAUCAUCCCUAAUGCCUUUAAAGACAUCGCCUGCAUCUGAUGUUGGUUCGCCUUUCAGCUCGCCUGCUUUAAAUUGCAAGAUGGGAAUUCUGGAUGUAAACUCUCCUUGGCAUGGAUCAGUCCAGAGUCCUCAUGUUUUGAGAAGGGGACCAAAGCUGUGGACAUCAGGUUCAGAUCUGCAAAUGAAUGGUUCCCACCACGAAUCCUUCCCAGUGCUGUCUGCUGCAAGAGUUGGCAGUGAGGCAGUACAGCCAAGCUUUAUUUACACAUGGCUUCAGAACAAGCAAGAACAGAUAAAAAACUUUUUGUCAAAGCGAGUGCUCAUAAUGUAUUUCUUCAGCAAGCACCCAGAAGCCUCCAUCCAAGCUGUCUUCUCUGAUGCCCAAAUGCACAUCUGGGCUUUGGAAGGUCUAUCUCAUUUGGUAGCAGCCUCCUUUACUGAAGACCAAUUUGGAGUUGUCCAAACUACACUGCCAGCUAUCCUGAAUACUUUACUGACUCUUCAGGAGGUUGUAGACAGACAUUUCAAACUGCCUCAUGUUUCUAGCAAACCCCCCAGGAUUUCAGGAAGUCUGGUGGACACAUCCUACAAAACACUACGAUUUGCACUUAGAGCAUCUCUGAAAACAGCACUAUACCGGAUAACUACUGUCUUCGGAGAACACUUAAAUGCAGUGCAGGUGUCUACAGAACAUAAGAAAAGACUUCAGCAAUUCCUGGAAUACAAAGAAUAAAUAACAGAUUUUGAUGCAGCUACGUUUUGGGGUUUUUUUUCAACACUCUUGGUAAGAAGAAAGUGGGACUAAUCAGCCUUUUUAUCUUGGCUUUUUGGAAAAGCGUAUGGAAGUACAAGUCGGAGAACAAAACUUCUAGAACUGUAGAAGAGCUCUUCUGGGUUUGGAUUAUCUUUUGUAUAAUAAAACUUUUUUUUAAAAUUCA
Molecule: messenger RNA, 1258 nt
Organism: Balearica regulorum gibbericeps (East African grey crowned-crane)
Lineage: Eukaryota; Metazoa; Chordata; Aves; Gruiformes; Gruidae
Source: RefSeq, a predicted model, not a curated record